AAUGAGUCUUCGCUGGGGCAGGCGGGGCCGCGCGGGGCAUGCCGGGCCGCGCGCGGGCUGCAGGGAACGGGGCGGAGCGGAGCGCGGCCGCGCUGGCACAUCGAGGGGAGAGGCAGCCGCCGCGAUGGACGUGUUCCUCGUGAUCCGGCGCCGCAAGACCACCAUCUUCACUGACGCCAAGGAGUCCACCACGGUGUUCGAGCUGAAGCGCGUCGUGGAGGGAAUCCUCAAGCGGCCGCCCGACGAGCAGCGGCUGUACAAGGACUACCAACUCUUGGAUGAUGGCAAGACACUGGGCGAGUGUGGCUUCACCAGCCAAACAGCACGGCCGCAGGCCCCCGCCACGGUGGGGCUGGCCUUCCGGGCAGACGACGCCUUUGAGGCCCUGUGCAUCGAGCCGUUCUCCAGCCCGCCCGACCUGCUCGACGUGAUGAAGCCCCAGGACUCGGGAAGCAGUGCCAGUGAACAAGCUGUGCAGUGAGGACCCCCGAGAGGCCCAUUACCCCCAAUAAAAGAGAUUUGGGAGUCUGAAAAAAAAAAACAUGGAAAAAGUUUGUACUAUGACAUUAAGUGAAACAAAUUAUCUAUUCAAAAUGAUUACAACUACUUGAAAGCCAUCCAAAAAUCUUGCAAAGAAAAUCCCCGAAGUUACUGUUUUUCACAUUGGAUGGUGAUGUUACCUCCUUAUUUCUUUAAAACAUUUCCUCUAUUUUCUCUUGUGAUUGACACUACAAAUAUAAUUGAAAAGCAAUAAACC
Messenger RNA from Pongo pygmaeus (Bornean orangutan), 757 nucleotides. RefSeq names its product elongin-B-like. Gene Ontology annotation, biological process: transcription elongation by RNA polymerase II. Gene Ontology annotation, cellular component: VCB complex; elongin complex. The transcript has a single exon. The record is from RefSeq and is a predicted model, not a curated record. The coding region runs from base 2 to 481 and encodes 159 amino acids. NCBI's taxonomy places the organism in Eukaryota, Metazoa, Chordata, Mammalia, Primates, Hominidae. Gene Ontology annotation, molecular function: protein binding.